GAUCUUGUGGCGCCAUGUUGUUUCAAAGGAUCUUGUUCCCUUGUUUAAUGUUCGGGUUUGUUUGGGCCAAUACUGUGCAUGUGUACGUCAGUCCGGGUGGCUCGGAUUCAAACUCAGGACUUGACGUUAGCCACCCUCUGAAGACUUUGGACAAAGCCAAGUCGAAAAUUGAUGAGUCAGGCAUCCGUGGCAAUACCAUCUAUGUUGAGCUGAUGAAGGGAUACUAUGAUCUGCCGUCCAGUCUCCACUUCACACACAAAUACACAGCACCGGUCACCUUCAGGGCCUACAAUGACCAGGAGGUGCACGUGACGGGCGGGAAGCGGAUUGAAGCGUCUCUGUUCAACAAAGUCACGUAUAACUCUGUUCUUCAGAUGUUGCCGCAGAAUGCCCGAGGCAAGGUUCUGCAGGUCAAGCUCUCAGACGCUGGAAUAUCCGACUAUGGCAAAAUCACCCAAUUUGGUUUCUACAGGACCAAGAUUUCCUGGCUGGAAUUGUUUAUCAACGGGAACCCAACACGUCUGGCUAGAUACCCGAAUGAGGGGUAUAUAGACGUCACCGCGUUCAGCAGCAAGACCGGCACCAUCUUCACACACGGCUCCAGGGAGGACGCACGAUGGAUACACGAGAAAGAACCGUGGGCUCUUGGAUACUGGUACUGGAGCUGGGCUGAUGACGCUGUGAAAAUAUCUAAAAUAGACGCUCAGAAACAUCAGAUCACCCUGGCGAGCCAAACCCGAUAUGGACUGCGAAUUGGCCACUACAAUGAUGCUAAACUUCAAAGUUUCUCCAGCCAAGGCGGCUACUUCCGGGUGUUCAACAUGUUGUCGGAACUAGAUCAGCCGGGAGAAGUCUACCUAGACCGGUCUACGGGUAUUCUGUACGUGUGGCCCAACACCGCCCAUGGCACCCUGUCCGACUCUGAUGUCAUCUACGCCUCCAUGGUCACAGAUUGUGUGAAAACAGAUUUUGAGGUAAACAAUCUCCACUUCGAAGGUUUCUCUUUGGAGGCUUGUCGGCGGUAUGGAUUUGAUCUGAACCAUGGUCACAAUAUUGACUUCAUGAAAAUGGAGAUAAAGAAUACAGGUGGCUAUGGAAUCCAUUGUUCUGGAGACUGUCGGUACGUGACCGUGUCUUCGUGUGAGAUACAUCACACCUGUGGAGGAAUUUCAAUCACAGGUGGUGAUCGAAAGACACUAUCUCCAUCUGGCAAUCUGAUACAGGACAACCAUAUCUGGCAGUAUGCACGUGUCGGGGGCGUCGGCUACAACGCCAUCAGCCCCGGAGGAGUUGGGAUAUCCAUGCGCUACAACCACAUCCACGACGGCCAGUACACGGGAAUCAGAUGGGCGGGCAAUGAUCACGUGAUGGAAUACAACCAUGUACAUCACGUGUGUGUCAACUCCAGUGACUGCGGGGCCAUCCACGCCGGGAGAGACUGGACCAUGCGAGGCAACGUCAUCCGCUACAACCACAUCCACCACAAUCUGAGAUACGUCCCCGGAGCCCAGGUCCGAGGCAUCAUGCUGGACGACGAGUACUCCAGCGUCAACAUAGAACACAACGUCUUCUACGAUAAUGAGGUUCACACCAACAUCGGCGGAGGCCGUGACAACAUCAUCCGCUACAAUGUCUUCUACAACGCCACUGCCGAUUCCAUACAAGUUGACGGCAGGGGACUGCACCAUUCCAACGAAGCUGAACUGAUGCAGCAUCUCAAGGCUGUGCCUUACACCAGCCCCCUGUGGACCAGCAGAUACCCUAAACUGGCGAACAUAACGAACCCUCUUCAACCAGCAGGCAACGACAUAUCAAAUAACAUAUUUUACAACGUACGUGGUGUCCCUAGCAUAUACUACUCUCAGACAGGCAUAGAAAAACCAGAGUACUUCAACGUGAGGAAUAACCACAAGUCUGUUUCACCAACGGACUUCUGGUCUCGUGAUGACGGCGACUUCCGGGUCAGAUGUCAGGCGCAAGAGUGGGCCAAUGCCAUCAAUUUCCCCCAGCCUCCCGAUGUAAACCACGUGGGACCACGCUACCCUACAGGACCCCUGCACAUGCAGCAACCCAGACAGACUCACAAGUCCCCAGCUCCAACCUGCUGCAUGUGCCGGAACCGUCGCCCCAGCAACGAAGACACCACAGACGCCAUACAUCUCAGACGGCUCCGGGCCAAAUACACUCUACCCAAAUAUCCAGAAACAAGCGGCACACAGCGGGACGUGUGGGGGGAGCAGCAUGAGCAGACUGGGGUAAAGGAGGAGAACUGUCUGAAGAGGGCAGCAAAUGAGUGGAGGUACUGUGGCUCACCUGACAAGGAAACUGUGACUGCAGUCUUCGGUCCAACAGGCGCCAUGACAAUUGCUGGAAAACACUGCUACUUCGCCGACUACGGGUGUGUCAAACAUGGCGGCGCCCACCCUGGGAGGCUGGAGGUUGAUGGCUACGGGGAGGCUCACGGAGGACUCACAGACGAGGAGAAGUGUUUGGGCAGAGCUAAUGUCCAGUGGACGUGGUGUGGGGCUGACCCUGCCCACCCCUACACAAGCAUCUAUGGCCCAACAGGUGCUACGAGACAUGUAGGAGGCGGAUGCUGGAUCAAGAUCUCGACCUGUCCUUCAGACAACAAACUGACCGGCUUCUUCUACGACGCAUGGGGAGCCACCAACCUUGACACAGAUCAUGACUCCAGCGAGUGCUUGGCCAGGGCUGACUACUUCUGGCAACAUUGUGGGUCACAUCGAGACCACCCCAUCACAGCCUACUACAAACCCAAGGCAAUCUCUAGGACUUCGCCCUGAGAAAAUGUAUAAUUCGAAAUUGAAGAUAUUUCUGAACAUUUAUUUAUGAUAACCUUGUCAAGAGUUAUCGGCCGUUGUUUGUCGUUGUGUUAAUUAAGUUAAAUUUUUCAGCUCUUAAAAAAACAUGUCGAUACAUCCCUCAAAGAAGAAAAAUCUAUUAACAUAUUGGGAGUGGGAAGACAAUCAGUAUACACUUAACUGAAUAAAACUGAAUAUUUGAGCAA
This is a messenger RNA of Haliotis rubra (blacklip abalone), 3028 nucleotides long. RefSeq lists its product as uncharacterized. The coding region runs from base 15 to 2804 and encodes 929 amino acids. The record is from RefSeq and is a predicted model, not a curated record. Lineage: Eukaryota; Metazoa; Mollusca; Gastropoda; Lepetellida; Haliotidae. The transcript has 23 exons.